Molecule: messenger RNA, 741 nt
Organism: Humulus lupulus (European hop)
Lineage: Eukaryota; Viridiplantae; Streptophyta; Magnoliopsida; Rosales; Cannabaceae
Product: secreted RxLR effector protein 161-like
Exons: 2
Coding region: 1-741 (246 amino acids)
Source: RefSeq, a predicted model, not a curated record
AUGACAAACCAAUACUACCUCAGCAAGGAACAGUGCCCUAAGACUCAGACAGAAAAAGAAGAAAUGGAUAAGGUACCCUAUUCUAAUGCAGUUGGAUCUAUAAUGUAUCUUAUGGUAUGUACAAGACCUGACCUAGCAUAUGCUAUAAGUGUCUUAAGCAAAUAUAUGGCAAAUCCUGGAAAAGAGCAUUGGGAGGCUAUGAAAUGGGUAUUUAGAUAUCUACUUGGUUCUACUGAAACAGGACUUAAGUUUACUAAGAAACUAAACUGCACUUUGAUAGAAGGAUAUAGUGAUGCUGACUAUGCAGGUGACAAGGACAACAGAAAAUCUACCUCAGCAUAUUUUUUCUUAGUGGAAGGAAACUGUGUAAGCUGGAGAGUUCAACUACAGCCAGUAGUGGCCCUAUCAACUACUGAAUCCGAAUAUGUAGCAGUUACAGAGGCUAUAAAGGAGGCAAUAUGGAUCAAAGGUCUAAUGGAAGAACUAAGCCUAUUAAGAGAAAAAUCUACAGUCUAUUCAGAUAACCAAAGCUGCAUACACCUAUGUAAGAAUCCAGUUUUUCACGAUAGAACUAAGCAUGUAGAAAUAAAGUAUCAUUUUAUAAGGGAUCAAGUAACACAGGAAGUGGUCAACAUUGAGAAGGUGCCUACUGAGGACAAUCCUAUAGACAUGGGUACUAAAGUAUCCGUCAAGGAGGAUAACAACACCACUAUUCGAGUCAGGACUCUCAGGGAAUACUAA